GGACGAGACUGUCGAGUUAUUGGAUCGCGGGCUGGCCGUCGGGUGGAUGAGCCGUGGGCAGCGUCGUGGACGGUCAGGAUUUUCGCCGUUGGCCUGGCGGGACUUCCCUGGCCAAGACGUCCGACGCAAUGCCGAGUGGCCGCGCUUUUUUGCCUUCCAUGUCCCGUCGACACCUUUGAGCCUUCACAUAUACCAACCUAAUUUCACGCCUGUGUCCCGUCCUGCUUUUGAGUCAUCUCCACGGCUCGUUCGGACCGCGCUUCUUCGCAUUGUCUGCUUUGUUCUCCUCCUUCCAUUAGACUAGACGGGUCCAUUCCCACGACGCGGAUUCGCGCCCUUUUCCCCAGCCCUGCGAUACAGAAAAAUCUCGAAGCGGCUUCCUCCGCCAUCCCCCCUUGGAACGAAUCUGAAGAGCGACGAACAGCAACAGUCACAUCACAAAUGAAGGUCUUCUCAUCGACGUCGACGUUUGACUACGACUGGGACCAUGUGUCGACGAACCACUGGCAGAAAUACUCGCCGUGGAACGAGCGGUGCGCGCAUGUGAUCGCCGUCGACACCCUCUCGCGGAGCGUCGACGAGAAAACAGGAAUCCUUCGGACCGAACGCCUCAUAACGUGCCAGCAGAACGCUCCUGCCUGGCUCUCCCCUUUCCUGGGCAACACCAACACGUCCCUCGUGUACGAGGUGUCGUACAUCGACCCGACGGCGAAGAAGCUGACGCUGUGCUCCCAAAACAUGACCUGGUCCGACCUUCUGUCCGUGCGGGAGACGGUGUCGUACGCGCCCAUCGAGGGCGACGCCUCCAAGACCAAGUUCUCCCAGCAGGCGCAGAUAACGGCCAUGUGCGGCGGCUGGCAGAAGAUCAAGAACAAGAUCGAGACCUUCACCGUCGAACGGUUCGGCGAGAACGCCGCCAAGGGCCGCGAAGGAUUCGAGAUGGUUUUGAGGAGGGCGAAAGAGGUCUUCCAAGAGGAGAGGGCCAAGCAGAAGCUGUAGCGAUCCGCUCGCGGUCGGACAAUUGGGCGGCGAUGUUUUUUUCUUCUCUGAAUGCUUAAAAAGUGUGCUGCGUUCUUAGCGAGUGCUUAUUUUUAGACUCCACUCUCCUCAAAGACGGGACUGAUGGAUCGCGAGGCGUUUUUUACACGGCGGAUAGGUCGGUCGGAUCGGCAAAAGAAAAAGAGCAUAGCAACCCCGGGCGUUUUUGCUUUCGCGGAGAGAAGAAUCAUUCAACACAUUUUUUACACUGUUAGGACAUGCGGAGACAGAGUAAAACCCGAGGCGCGUGUAAAACGUUGUAGCGGAUAUCAUAGACGCUGAUGUACGGAGCUAGAUCGGGCUGGGUAUUUUGUACUAUCAAUCUAUCUAUGGACAGACAAAAAGGUCACGAAGCUCACGUCCAAUAUUUUUUUCAAGCUUUAUCUUACUAUUGCGUUUCCGGAGGCGUCAAUGAGGUGAUCGUCGAUCUUGACAGGAUCUCCUCCUACGCCCGUUAAGAUGACUCGGCUUACGCCGUCCUUGAGCGUCUGCACGGCAACUGGAGGCAGCAGCCCAGCAUCCUGAGCUUGAAUCUCUGACCCCCUCGCGCCUUGCCACCCUUCCUUGUCACCAAUGACCGACUUGAGGACACCUGUCACCUUUGGUGCAUCCUCCUCGAGGUGGUAUAUUACCGCAUUGGGCCCUG
Molecule: messenger RNA, 1684 nt
Organism: Verruconis gallopava
Lineage: Eukaryota; Fungi; Ascomycota; Dothideomycetes; Venturiales; Sympoventuriaceae
Exons: 2
Coding region: 442-999 (185 amino acids)
Biological process (GO): phospholipid transport
Cellular component (GO): mitochondrial intermembrane space
Molecular function (GO): phosphatidic acid transfer activity
Source: RefSeq, a predicted model, not a curated record